GGCCUUAACUACAUCUCUCUAGGUGGAGGCGGGAGGCAGCCACUUGCGGAGGUUGUCUCGGAGCUGCGAGCAGCCUUUUCCUCUCCUCUGUGUCGCCUCGUCUCGUCUCCCCUCGUCUCCUCUCGUCUCCUCUCGUCUCCCCUCGUCUCCCCCCGUCUCCUCUCGUCUCCCCUCCUCUCCCGAUCUCUCGUCUCGUGUCUGUGUCUCUCCUCUCGUCUCACCACCGCCUCUUCCUGUCCGCCCGUCCGUGCCUCGCAGAUCAGCGUUCCUGGUCGCAGAGCCGUGCCGCCGUCGCCGUUGUCACCUCCGCUGCUGCCGAAGGCGGAAGAUUCACCAUGGUGAAAAUCUCCUUCAAUACGCCCUUCGUGCAGAAGCCUGGCCCCAAGAAGGACGUCGAGGCCCUGGUGGCGGAGAGGGAGCUAGAAAUUCUGACGCAUGACAGUUCAUCUGGAAGAUGCUUGCUGACCCUCCUGGGCCUUGCAUUCAUCUUAACAGGAGUUAUUGUUGGUGGAGCUUGCAUUUAUAAAUACUUCAUGCCAAGGCACAGAGUAUUCCGUGGGGAAAUGUGCUACUUUGAAAAUGACGAUAAUGGCAUGGAUGGUGAAACAGAGCCCUAUUUCCUCCCUGUUUCUGAAGAAGCCGACAUUCGGGAAGAUGAAAACAUAGCCAUCAUUGAUGUUCCUGUUCCCAAAUUCUCUGAUAGUGACCCUGCUGCCAUUGUUCAUGACUUUGAUAGAACUGGAUCUUACCUCCCUCAGACUUACUUGGUUCGUGAAGAGUUGGUAGCUGCUGAAGAAAUAGAGGACGUUUCUGAUCUUGGCAUCUUUAUUUACCAGAUUUGUGGAGGGAAGAAAACCUUCAGACUGCAACGCCGGGAGCCAAUAACUGGCUUCCAGAAGCGUUCUGCCGAACGAUGCCUGAAGAUUAGACAUUUUCCCAAUGAAUUUGUUGUCGAGACAAGAAUUUGUCGGCAGUGAAAGCCUCCAAGUGAAAGAAUUCCAAUAAUCAUAAAGUGGGGCUUUACAAUGUGACUUCGAAAUUAAAUUGUGCUGUGAUAAUCAAAAGCCUUAUUUGUUACGCUUUUUUGUGUGUCUUGCUUAUAUUUUUUAAAGAAAAGAAGAUUCCCCACUGCAAGUUCUUGCUAUACUUAGUAUAAUUAGCAUCCGUAGUUGUUUGAAACUAACAUAGAAAAUAAGCAAACUUAAUCAUUGACUAAUAUUAGCUUUUUCUAGUAACCACAUGAAUAAAUGUUAGCUAGCAUCUUGGUAAGAAUAAACUCUAAUCUUUUUUCUUAAGAAAGGAAAUCCAAACCAGAAUAAAGUUAUGUUACUUGGUUUGCCCAUGCUAUAUAAUUCUCAGAGUGCUUCCUCUGGCUUUUAAUAACAAACUGUUAAAUACAGAUAAGAUUUUUGUCAGGCAUGUAAAACUACCUAAAGUUGCACACCUUAAUUUGGGGGGGGGUUCCAUUUUGUGCAAUUUACUGUACUUUGCAAUUGUCUGUAUUUGGUAACUUCCCUGAAUUCUCCAAAAGUUUAAAUCUUUUAUCUGUCAAGUAUUCUUCAGCUCACCGGUUAUGUUCACUUACAGAUACUUUGAAGAAGUUUUUAAUCCAGUCUAUUUGCUUACAGGAUUUUUAAUAACAACUUGUUAAUUCCAGGAAGGCCCAUUUUAUGAACAUGAUUGUAUUCGUAAAGUUCUAACUUCUCUGGCCUAUAUGUAAACUUUUUAGAUCAGCAGAAUUUCUUAUGAGCAAGUCGUUUUCACUGCGGUCUGUUUUUAAUGAACUGAUUCUUCUUCACUGAGAUCUGUAGCGUAAAUCCAGCAAAGAAUUGUAUGUGUGCUACACACUGUAAAGGCAUUUAUAUGGGUACAUAAAUUUGAUACCCUUACAAUAAAUGUUUCUCCAAAA
This is a messenger RNA of Vombatus ursinus (common wombat), 1909 nucleotides long. RefSeq names its product integral membrane protein 2A (gene ITM2A). The record is from RefSeq and is a predicted model, not a curated record. The coding region runs from base 336 to 977 and encodes 213 amino acids. Gene Ontology annotation, molecular function: amyloid-beta binding. The transcript is spliced from 5 exons. Gene Ontology annotation, biological process: negative regulation of amyloid precursor protein biosynthetic process. Lineage: Eukaryota; Metazoa; Chordata; Mammalia; Diprotodontia; Vombatidae. Gene Ontology annotation, cellular component: extracellular exosome; plasma membrane; Golgi apparatus.